AUGGAUAUGCCGACCAAGAAAACCAGAGGCAGACAAAGGAUAGAGAUGAAGAAACUAGAUGGUAGCAAGCAGCAAGUCACCUUCUCGAAGCGCCGCACCGGCCUCUUCAAAAAAGCGGGUGAGCUUUGUGUUUUGUGCGGCGCUGAAGUCGCCAUCAUUGUGUUCUCGGAGAAGAAAAAGAAGCCGUUUUGCUUUGGCCACCCCGAUGUUGAAGCCGUCCUUAACCGCUAUCUCGGCAAUGGAAACACCUUCCCACAGCCGUUCAAAAAGUAUGUGCCUGUGGAUGAGUUCAGCAGGCAGUAUGCUGAGGCUCAGAAGGAGUUGCAAAUAGAGAAAAAGCGUGUGGCCGUGAUUGAGGAGGAGAAGAAGAAGAAUGCGGCCGGGAACGAAGAAUUAGGGUUUUGGUGGGAUGCGCCGCUGGAUGAGAACAUGGGUUUGGAGGAGUUGCAGCACUAUACGAGGGCGUUGCAGGAGGUGCGGAGGAAAGUGGCGGCAAGGGUGGAAGAGAUGAUGAUGAUGAGGAUUUGUUCUUUGGUGUCUCCAAUGGAAUCAGGCGUGGGUGUGGGGGAUCAUGUGGGGUUGGGGAAUGAGUUUGUUAAUCAGAAUUUGGAGGGUGGUAAUGGUGAUAUUGGUGGUGGUUUUUCUGGUAGCCAUGGUAAUUUUGGUGUUGAGCACGGACAGUUUUGA
Messenger RNA from Corylus avellana, 687 nucleotides. Its product is annotated as agamous-like MADS-box protein AGL61. Gene Ontology annotation, biological process: regulation of transcription by RNA polymerase II. Gene Ontology annotation, molecular function: RNA polymerase II cis-regulatory region sequence-specific DNA binding; protein dimerization activity; DNA-binding transcription factor activity, RNA polymerase II-specific. The record is from RefSeq and is a predicted model, not a curated record. NCBI's taxonomy places the organism in Eukaryota, Viridiplantae, Streptophyta, Magnoliopsida, Fagales, Betulaceae.